Molecule: messenger RNA, 286 nt
Organism: Acaulospora morrowiae
Lineage: Eukaryota; Fungi; Glomeromycota; Glomeromycetes; Diversisporales; Acaulosporaceae
Source: the annotation of a GenBank genome assembly
AACCCAACUCAGUUGUCAAGAUUGCAACAGUUUUUGUUGGAACCUUAAAUUUUUCGGGAACCGCAACUAUACGGAAACUCGAUCUUCCUUCGAGUUAUUCACUCACGAAUAUUUUGCUACCGACAACAAAUUCGAAAUCCCCGAGUACCUCUACCAGAUCGUCACGUCCUGUCAUUCAUAUCACUCACAUCUAUUCCGAAACUACUCAACCAACUGAUCUGUCAAACAAUAUUCCUUCGAGUGCUUUCUCUAUUAAGGGUUACAUUAGUUUGAAUAUGAUUUUUUG